AAACUUCCGCUUGAGAGCCGUUAAAUUCAAAGAAGUUUGAUCUUUGAAGCCUUGUCUCUGCCUUCUGUGUUACAAAAACGUCAAACAUUAUAUUCAAUAAAAUCAGUUAGAGGUAAUUUUUACAUUUUUUUUGCCGGUAAACACUGAGGAAGGACGUCACCAGGAGCGGUCAGACCGCGUUGACCGGGGGAAUGUUAAAGCCGUAACACCACAGCUGCUUGCAUCUUUUUCAUUAUUUUCUUACAUCUCUGAUAAGCUGUUUUUAGUUUUUAUCAAACGUAAAUGAGUUGCAGAAGAGACAGUGAAGAUGACAGCUGCAGCAAACGGAGGGUGGCGUAUAUUUUCAGUCCAGAAUACAUUGAGACCUGCGAUACUUUAUCUAAAGUACCAAACCGGGCGAGUAUGGUACAUUCACUGAUAGAAGCUUAUGGACUACUUCAACAUAUGAGAAUCGUGAAACCUACUGUGGCCAGAAUAGAGGAAAUGGCAAUGUUUCACACAGACUCCUAUCUGGAGCAUCUCCACAGGAUCAGCCAGGAUGGAGACAAUGACGACCCCCAGUCAGGGGAGUAUGGGCUUGGUUAUGACUGUCCUAUAGUGGAAGGGAUAUUUGACUAUGCAGCAGCAGUGGGGGGCGCUACACUGACAGCAGCCCAGUCCCUCCUGGACCAAAACUGUGAAGUGGCCAUCAACUGGGCUGGAGGAUGGCACCACGCAAAGAAGGAUGAGGCGUCAGGUUUCUGUUAUGUGAAUGAUGCUGUGUUAGGAAUCCUCAAACUGAGAGAGAAAUACGAGAGAGUCCUUUACGUGGACGUUGACCUGCAUCACGGAGACGGUGUGGAGGACGCCUUCAGCUUCACCUCCAAAGUCAUGACAGUCUCUCUGCACAAGUUCUCCCCUGGAUUCUUCCCAGGUACAGGUGAUCUGCGUGAUACAGGGCUUGGCAAGGGUCGCUGGUAUGCUGUCAACGUCCCACUAGAGGAUGGCAUCAAGGAUGACAGAUACUACCAGCUUUUUACCAGUGUGAUGCAGGAAGUGCGGGCGCAGUUCAACCCGGAGGCGGUGGUGAUGCAGCUGGGUGCUGACACGAUGGCGGGCGACCCCAUGUGCUCCUUUAACAUGACCCCAGUGGGGGUGGGCAAGUGUCUGCACUAUGUCCUGCAAUGGCAGCUACCUACACUGCUGCUGGGCGGAGGAGGUUACAAUCUGGCCAACACAGCUCGCUGUUGGACCUACCUGACGGCGACGGUGCUGGGAAAGACUCUUUCCUCUGAGAUACCAGACCACAAGUUUUUUACAGAGUAUGGACCUGACUAUUCGCUGGAAAUCAGCCCAAGCUGUCGACCAGACCGCAAUGAUACCAAACACCUGGACCAGGUCAUCAGCACCAUCAAAGGGAAUUUAAGGAAUGUGGUUUAGGAGUCACCAGCCUCAGCCUCCUCCACGCACACACAUACACACACACAUACACACACACACACACACAUACAAAACCCACUCAUACACACAUACACCAUGUCUCCAAACCAGGUCGACACUCUGCAACUCUAAUGAAGACAAUAUGGAGUGGACCCCUUCGGCCCCGAGGCACAGAGCGAGCAAAGGCAGGAAAAAGAGCGAGAGAAGUUUUUGGAAAACAUUUCAGUAUUUCCAGGGGAAAACAGUUUAAUAAGGGGAGGGGGUGAUGCGGGUUCUGUACUAUGUUCAAUCUUUUUAAUCCUUUGUUUCUUUGAGACAAUGUGUGUGUGUGUGUGUGUGUGUGUGUGUGUGUGUGUGUGUGUGUGUGUGUGUGUGUGUGAAUGAGUUUAUGGUGUGUUCAGAGUGAGUAUGUAAAACUGAAUCACAGCUGGUUUAAGCAGGCAGUACACAACAAGUCUCCAGUAUCUAUCUGGGGAUUUGUUUGUGUUCGUCCUAUCAGUUGGACUUCAUGCAACUUCAAACUAAAUGGAAAAACAGAUCUUUCAGGGGUAGAGUUUCAGGUUCACUUCAGUGCUGCUACAAUUUUUAGUCUCCUAAGGAAAGAUAAGCACUAAAACAGACAAAAAAACAAUCGGUUAUGUCCCCCCAAAUGCCUCUUGAUGCUUGUAAAAAAGCCCUGGGUUCCCGAACAGGUCUAGAAAGCCCUGAAAAUUAGAUGGAAUUUCAGAAAGUUUAACUCCUGGAUGAAUCUGGAAAACUUUUACAAAUGUCUGGUUACACAUUUUUGCAGGCUGAUUUUCUCAGCUGUGUUGUUUUGUUGUCACCCCUGGGCAAAAUCUGCAAAUUAAACAUCUGGAGAGGGUUUGGAAUUUUAAGUGGAAAAUAUGCAGAGAAAGGACCACCCCCCCCACAUGAACAUGAUCAAAUUAGUGUUUAGAAGGUUUAAGAUAGAAACAGCGGCCCAAUAAGUCUGUAAAAUAGCGUAAAAAUUCAUUUUAGGGUUAUAAACAAAUAAGGCAGCUGUUGAGGACUCAUUCUCACGAUGUUUCUUAAACCAAUGAACUGCAAAUUAAUGGUUUUGUCAUUUUAUUCACUAACUGGGAAUUUGCAGGAAAAGUGAAACUCUUAGAUAAUUGGCAGAACCUAGUUUACAGUCGAGUAAUUUUCUAUAAAUAAAACUCCUGCCUUUAAAGCAGUCCCAGUGUUGCCUGACAUUCUGCAAAGUCUGUAAAUGAAUGGAAAGACAAAAAAAGCAAAGCUAUAACAGAGUUACUAAGUAAUUACUGCAUUUGUAUUUUUUUUCACCAGCUGGUAAGAUUCCUAAAACUUUUCUAAAAUUAGAUGUGAAGUGCAGCUGAUUAUUUCCACGUCUGGAGAAGUUUGGAAAACAGAGAAAUUGGGUUUAAACCCCAGCUGUCGUGUUUGUGAUGUGGUGUCACUCAGCUUAAACCACUGCACAUCAAACUGAGCAGUGACCAAAACAUAAUGGAGAUGAGAUACAUAUGAGAGCCCAACGAUGAGAAAACUCAAGAAACCAGUUUCAGUAGUGUCCAGUGGUAUUAAAGGUAGAUUUUAGCAGGGUUAUGUUUGUGGUAAUUGAAAUUAAACAUUCACAACACAGUCAAUAUGAAAUGAAAGAAAAUUGUACCAUCUUUACCAACAGCAGCCUUAAAGAAGUGCACAUUUUAAGGUGCGUACUCUUAUUAUUUCACCAAAAUUCUUCAAAUUGUUUAAUGAAGCUGGAAAAAUCAGUUUUAGCAUUGUUAAAUUGUAUUUAAAAAAACAAAGAUUCACAGAAAAUUUGUAAAAUUAUCUUGGUGACUGUAGUAAAAGAUUCAGAACAUUGUGUGAAGAAAUGAAAAAAAAAAAAGUACUGCCUGGAAUCAGCAGCUGUAUGAAAAAGUCCAUAACUUCUUAGCAUUUCUCUUCUGCAGUAGCUGAAGUUUGAGGAUUUUAGUUUAUCUUAGAGAUUGUUGCAGAAGGGAAAGAAAGUUGUGUUAAUUGUUUGUUUGUUUUUUCUUUAUAUGUUAUGCAGUUGUUUUCACAUGACAGACUUUUUAACUGUUGACGUGUUUUGAUGUAUGUACAUGCCACGGGCAUCAGUGGAAAUAAAAGACAAGGAGACCA
Messenger RNA from Sphaeramia orbicularis (orbiculate cardinalfish), 3546 nucleotides. RefSeq names its product histone deacetylase 8 (gene hdac8). NCBI's taxonomy places the organism in Eukaryota, Metazoa, Chordata, Actinopteri, Kurtiformes, Apogonidae. Gene Ontology annotation, biological process: heterochromatin formation. Gene Ontology annotation, molecular function: histone deacetylase activity. The coding region runs from base 283 to 1419 and encodes 378 amino acids. The transcript is spliced from 11 exons. The record is from RefSeq and is a predicted model, not a curated record.